Molecule: messenger RNA, 1527 nt
Organism: Magnusiomyces paraingens
Lineage: Eukaryota; Fungi; Ascomycota; Dipodascomycetes; Dipodascales; Dipodascaceae
Exons: 1
Coding region: 1-1527 (508 amino acids)
Biological process (GO): carnitine biosynthetic process
Cellular component (GO): mitochondrion
Molecular function (GO): oxidoreductase activity
Source: RefSeq, a predicted model, not a curated record
AUGCUCUCUCAAUUAUCCAAACCAGCAGCUCGCUAUCAUAAACUUGCAUCAGCUGUCUUCACAGCUGCCUCCUCUUCUUCCACUUCCAUCAAAAAAAGAGCUCUCCAUAUUGUGGCCUCUGACCCUCACUCAGUCACAAUCUCUGGACUUCCUGCAUCGGGUGCUCCUGGUGAUACACAUUCCUCUAUUCCUUUUUCUACAACUUUCCCUGCACUUUUCCUUCGUGAUGCAUGUCCAACCGCUGGUCUUCGAGGAGCACUGGAUCCUUCAAGUUCACAGAAAACUUUUUCCACAGGUGCACUAUCUGAAGCUGCAACUACAAUCUCCUCAGUAACCGUAGUCGACGGAACUACUACUACUACAACAACUUCUUCCUCUUCUUCAAAAUCUAAAAUCUCUUCCUUAGAUAACCUUCUUCCACUUCAUGAACAAGCUACAAGAUACCAUGACCCUCAUAAACAUGACGCUUUACUAGUAUCGUGGGCUGACGGUCACACAUCACUUUUCCCAAGCACAUUUCUGGCCCGGUAUCGUGGCCGUGAUGCUGCACGCAAUUUCCGUGCUACUAAUCGGCCAUAUGUUUCCUGGGAUACAUUAAGCUCACGCCCAGAAGGAGUUUCAGUAGCUGAUAUCCCUCGUGUUGACUAUUUUGAUUACAUGUAUCAUGAUCAUGAUGUGUACCGAGCAGUCAAGGGAUUACAUGAGGUUGGGUUAGUUUUUGUGGAAAAUAUUCCAGAUCAGGAGGAUGUUAUUAAUGGUACUAAUCCAGGGAGCCCGCCCUUUGAUAUUGCAGAUGGAUGCAAGGUACUUGUGGAAGAAAUUGGGAAACGUAUUGGUGGGUAUAUUAAGGAAACAUUUUAUGGCAAAUCAUGGAACGUUGUUUCAGUUCCUGAGGCUACUAAUGUAGCUUAUACUUCAGUAUAUUUGCCAUUGCAUAUGGAUUUACUUUAUUACGAGUCACCUCCUGGUGUUCAAUUACUUCAUAUUGUACGCAACUCAACUGUUGGUGGAGAAUCUCUUUUCGCUGAUUCCUUUGCUGCCGCUCAUCAUGUUUAUCUUACCGACAAAGAUGCAUAUAAUGCUUUAAAAACAGUUCCUCUUACUUUCCAUUAUGAUAAUGCAGGUGAACAUUACUACAAACAACGUCCUAUGGUUGUAGAAGAUCCUUCUGGUGCUACUAUUGACUCACCCUCUGGACCUCUCCCUGCAUUGACUACUGUCAAUUACUCACCUCCCUUCCAAGGCCCACUCGAUUCCCUUGUCUCUGGUUCAUUUACUUCAGAUCAAGCUGAUGCUUUGCGCCGUGGUAUUGCAUUGUUUGAAGAAUACAUUAAUGAUCCUACCCAUCGUAUUGAAGUCAAGAUGCGCGAAAAUACUUGUAUGUUGUUCCUUAACCGUCGCAUUCUACAUGCCCGUAAUCAGUUUGACCAAAUGUCGGGCACCCGCUGGUUCCGCGGGACUUAUUUGGAUCUGGAUGCAUACCAGUCCAAAUUGCGUACCUUGUCUCGUCGCUACGAAAGUAAAUAA